Homarus americanus (American lobster) is the source of this 1136-nucleotide messenger RNA. It is a transcript of the gene Prosalpha2, whose product is annotated as proteasome subunit alpha type-2-like. Lineage: Eukaryota; Metazoa; Arthropoda; Malacostraca; Decapoda; Nephropidae. Gene Ontology annotation, biological process: ubiquitin-dependent protein catabolic process. The record is from RefSeq and is a predicted model, not a curated record. Gene Ontology annotation, cellular component: proteasome core complex; proteasome core complex, alpha-subunit complex. The transcript has 5 exons. The coding region runs from base 53 to 757 and encodes 234 amino acids.
GGACGCGGGAGGUCGUAGUGGUGCCGGGGUGACUGUUUACAAGCGACCCACGAUGGCAACAGAACGAUACAGUUUCUCUCUCACCACUUUUAGCCCUUCUGGGAAAUUGGUGCAGAUAGAAUAUGCACUUGCAGCAGUGGCUGCUGGUGCUCCAGCAGUGGGCAUCAAAGCAAAGGAUGGUGUCGUAUUGGCCACAGAGAAGAAGCACAAGUCUAUCUUGGUAGAGGAACACUCCAUCAUCAAGGUGGAGAUGAUCACCGACCACAUAGGCAUGGUGUACAGUGGAAUGGGUCCCGAUUAUCGCCUUCUGGUUCGUCAAGCCCGAAAAGUUGCACAGCAGUAUUUCCGUACGUACCUGGAACCUAUCCCAACCACUCAGUUGGUUCAGCGUCUAGCAGCUAUCAUGCAAGAAUAUACACAGUCUGGAGGAGUGCGACCAUUUGGGGUGAGUCUGCUUAUCUGUGGGUGGGACACCGACAGACCAUACCUCUUCCAGUGUGAUCCAUCAGGUGCUUAUUUCCCUUGGAAAGCUACUGCCAUGGGCAAGAACUUCAUAAAUGGAAAAACUUUCCUUGAAAAGAGGUACAAUGAAGAUCUUGAACUGGAUGAUGCUGUACACACUGCCAUUUUGACCCUGAAGGAGAGCUUUGAAGGUCAAAUGAGCAGUGACAAUAUCGAGAUCGGCAUUUGCAACUCCAGGGGAUUCCGUAGACUGACUCCGGCAGAGGUGCAAGAUUAUUUAGCAAAUAUUGCUUAAAUGUAGUGUACAUCAGUAACAUCAUCCUGGAACUUUGCUGAAUUUAUAUUGCAGAGUUAAUGCCAUGGUACUUGUUGACACACACAAGGCUGGUAUGCUAUAAAUUUUAUAACAUGUUAGUUGAAAAAAGGGCACAUUUUUGUGUUGUAUGUGGUGGCAUUUGUGCAAAGAUCAUAAUUUUUGCAAACCUCUCAUUGUGGUACGCAGUUGUGGCCAGUCUUUCUCAUGUAAUAUUUGUUGACAUGGUUGUAACGGUUUAUCACAGAAAUGUUUGUGUAAUUUAUGAAGGACAGCAGAUUCGUUUCUCAUAGACUUAUGGUCAUUAAUAUUGUUUUACUAAGGAAUUUUCAUAAUGAAUAAAUACAUUGUGUAAUACAAA